CGCUUCUCUUCAUAAUCUAAUGUGCUACUAAUAUGAUAAAAGCGGUCAGAUGUUCAGUUCUCUUGAAAUAUGCAUCAUUCGAUAGGGAGUUUCAUGCUGAUUAAGAAUAUGUUACUUCGAAUUAUUUUAGUGCGCGUUAUCAUCGAGAAGAAUUCAAAAUACUGAGAAGGACUCUCUUUUUGAAAAUCCGCUAACUUUUUUUAAAAAUGGUGUAACUCUGUUCCAAGUGGAUUUGGAGCUUCACAAAGGUGUUUUUCUUGAUCAGCAUCUAAAACUGCAUCUAGAAAAGUAUAUGUGAAGGUUCCAGAUAAAACAAUAACUUCUGAGCACGUCGCUUUUCAUCUAGACCUUUUGUUUGACGGUACUUAUCUUGCAAGCCACGUGCAGCCUUUUGGUCAAGAGCUAGAGACAAGUUUUAUAAGCCAUUCACUUCGCCGUUCAGUUUAGAACAAAAGUAUGAAGCACUUUUUUCGAAAUAUUUUUCGUUCCUGAGAAAGUACAUUUUUCUUGAAUCAGGACCGAAAAACUCAGAAUUCUGCCCCUAAUUCUCGAUUUUCUUCAUCAGACUCAUUUCUUAUGCAAUAAAAAUAUCAUAUUCGGAUUUAGCGUCGUAAAAUUGAUUCGAAUGAUAUAAAAAAAUUCGAAGUAACAUAUUCUUAAUCAGCAUGAAACUCUCUAUCGAAUGAUGCAUAUUUGAAGUGAAAAUAAAAUAGUGCUCGACGUUCGAAUUUGGGGCGCCUUAUAAAAUCGAACGUCUCCGAACUAUUCACAAUAUUUUUUCAUCAAAGUGACUUCAAUUAUACAAGAAGUGUACAGAUAUCGAUCAGAGACUUUUUUAUAAAUUUAAUAUAAUUCGAUAAAUUAAUUUCAUGAAAAGUCCAAAGGCAUCUCAUUUUGUCUGGAACUUUGUGCCGUAUUCAAAGAAUUCAUAGUACCUGGUCUUGAGAGUUUAAGUUUUUGAGAUGUCUAAUUUCCAGUAGUUUUUAUGGAAGUUUCGUUCAUCUCACGAGGGAAGGUCACCAACUGCCACCUCGCUUUUGAGCUCUAAGCUAGUGGGUAAUAGGUAAAAAAAUGUGCUGAAUCCGAAUAUGACAAUGAUUUUGGCCGCUAGGCCUCCAAAGACUGGAUUUCUAGAAAACCAGUUUUUCAGAAACUCCAAAAACUCUCCAAAACUUUUCUUAACAAGUUAAAAUUGUAGCACGCGAAAUUCUGAUCAAAAUGAGACAUUGCCCUACAUGACAUUUCUUUGCAAAAUUAUGGACUUUACAAGAAAAGCCCAAAUGUUCAUUGUCAGCUCAAAGCUACAAAUAUAAGAAGGAAAAAAUUGAUUUAGGGCUUUUCUUGUAAAUUCCAUAACUUUGCAAAGAAAUGUCAUGUAGAGCUGGACAAUGUCUCAUUUUGAUCAGAAUUUCGCGUGCUACAAUUUUAACUUAUUCAGAAAAGUUUUGGAGAGGUUUUGGAGUUUCUGGAAAACUGGUUUUCUAGAAAUCCAGUCUUUGGAGGCCUAGCGGCCCAAACCAUUGUCAUACUCGGAUUCAGCACAUUUUUUUACCUAUUACCCGCUAGCUUAGAGCUAAAAAGCGAGGUAGCAGUUGGUGACCUUUCCUCGUCAGUUCUGACCGAAAACUCUCCAUCACUUUCUUAAUAUAACUUUAGGUAUCGUUUGGAACAACAUAACAUUGAUCGGUAGAACCAAUAAACUUCUCUUUUCAGAGAACUGAACAUCUGACCGCUUUUAUCAUAUUAGUAGUACAUUAGAUUAUGUGAAGAGAAACGCUUGACAACUUUAUAUUUUACAUAUGAUCGUAUUUUAGACUAAGACGACGAAAGCUGAUGCUUUAGAAUUGAUACUGCAAAGCGCUCAUGUCGAAUUAAUAACAAAUUCACGUGUUAUUGGUUUAAUCAAUAAAAAAUGGCAAUAUUUUGCUAGGCGAACAUUUGUUACACGUUUUAUGGUUACAUUAGUCUAUCUAAUCAUUUUCAUGUUAACAAUAGUAUUGGAUCAGAAACGAGAGGAAACGGCAUGUAUUCAUACAAGUUCUUACAUUUGUAUUUGAAAUGAUAGAUGUAUUUAGGUCAAAGAUGAUGGCGAUGAUGUAGUGGAAACUAACGUGGUAUAUCCAAGACAAAGUUUAGUUUAUUAUUUCUGUACAAUUGGACAUUUUCUCGUUUUGGCAGGCGCAUUGUUCAAAGCAAGGCUAGAAAUAUGUAAAAUAUUAAGCGUUGGAUUAAAGAAGUAUCACAUGACGCCGGUCAGUACAUGUCAUUAACUGAAAUCAAUUGAGCAGAGACGGCAGAACCAUUUGCACUGGAGAGGGAGGGACGACACACCAUUGAAAUAUUUUUUUUCUUGCGUUCUAUGGACUUUGUCUCCUCGUAAAAUAAUGGCCCCCUCAGUUUCAAAGUCGUCCCGCAGUCUCCGCAAUUGAAUCUAACCGGUGGACAAAUGUAAACUUUAGAGACAAAAAUAGUCAAAGUUGGUUAACGUGAAAAAAUUCUUACCACACGGUAAAAAGCCAUGUUCUUCAAGUUUUCAACGAACUAGUUGAGGAACUCAUCUGAGUUCUUUAAGAUAUAGAAACUUAUCUUUUCUUUUCCAAAAACAGUCAGUUUUUCAUUCGUUUUAGUUUUUUAGAAAAACACACAACACAGUUUCUCUUUUAAGUUCUUUGAAGAUGUCGGAAAGGAAAGAAAAACCAUCGGCUUUGUCAGCUAACUCUGCUACCGAAGUGAAAUUCCGUAACGAUUUUUUUGCAUUUUGUUUCUCCUAUAUUUUCGAACUGUGAGACGCCCAGAGCUCUAGAACGUCUCAGACUAAAGGGGAAAGUGUGCUAAAGAUUUUGAGAUGUUCUCCCAGUCUACACAUUCUUUCAUGCAAAAAGUCUGAUGAAAAACUCUUUAAUCUGAAACGUUCCAAAGCUCUGGGCGUCUUGCCGUUCGAAAAUUAUAAGAAAAAUAAAAUGCAAAAAUAUCGUUAUAGAAUUUUAUUUCGAUAGUAGAGUUAGCAGGCCAAAUCGUCACAAAUGUCAAUCACCAUAUUGUUUUACUAAACUACCAUAUAUAUAUAUAUUAAACACAUGAUAAUUUCGUAAAAAGAACUUAAAAAUUAUAUUCGAGAAUUUCUCUCUAACUAUAAGAGUGUGUGCACACUUCGAGAUCAGCAUGUUUUUAAUGAGAUCGAUCAGAUUGGUGUCCAUUCAAAAAUGUUCAGUCAGUUAGUCAUCUGCAGAAUUAGUCAAUCGACUUUUUUAGUAUUGUCAAUGACAACAUUUCUAUUGUUUGUAGAACAUCAGAAAAAUAAUUCAGUCAUUAUCAAUCGUAACUAUAUUACUCAAGGGGGAAAAGGCGGCUCCGGGAGCUUUCCGGAGCCCUUGAAAUGCUAUCCGGAGCUUGACAUGCUGAGCGAUGAUCUGAGUGGCUCAUAGUGCCACAGAUUAAGGAAACGGCUCUUUCCCGCAAACAGAACAAAAAGGUUCUGUCCGCGGGAAUAGAAUUCACGGAACAGAACACAAUUGUUCCGUUAUCAGGAAAAUUUUCCCGUUAAAAGAACAGAAUUGUUCUGUUUGGGGAACAGAAGUUUUUCUUAGAAAUGAAAAAUUUUGAGCGAACGAUGCUCUCCGAUACUGAGCGAUGCUCUCCGAUGCUGAACGACGCUCUGCGAUGUUAAGAAAGAAAAAAGUCGCCUUUUCCCCCUUGAUAUUACUGCAUAAAAAAACUCGAACGCAGCAGAACUUCAAAGAAGGAAAUCUUAGAAUAAGUUCUUGCAAAAAAUGCAGUACGGAAAAGAGUUAUUCGAACCUGAUAUUUUCUAGAGAACAAAUAUCUCAAAUAGAAAUCUAAAAAUGAAAAAUUAUAUUUUCAGCUCUUUCAUAGCAUAAAAAAAUCAGUUUCACCGAUUUUAAGAAAACUCGUGUUAGAUUUCUACUUGAGGCUAAUAAAAAUUAUAUUUGUGUUUUCUGAAAAACUCUUUUUUUUUUACUAGUUGGAUAUUUCUAUUUUCAUACAGCAGACAAACUUCAUAAAACUUACGUCAUUGAAUACAGAUUCAAAAGAUAAUUCUCACUCAUUAAUAUUACGUUUAAGUUUUGCAUUUUGUUUAUUAUACACACUUUUGUGUCUAAGAAUACACAAAUUCAUUCAAUGUCGCUCAACUUCGAUUUUCGAUCAAGGUUUUUAAUUUUGUUUGCCUAUCAGAUUCUGUACGCAUGAUUCAUUGUCACUAAUUCAUGUUUAUUGUUUGAAGUUUUCAACAAAAACGUAAUUCAACAUUUUAUCAACUACAUUAGAACUUUAUAUUUUUAUGCCAUAUAUUUAUUUCAUCUAGUUUUAAUGGUUUAUUACAGUAAAUAAACAUCAUUUAAUGCGUCGAACAGUCAUUUUUUGUAAUGCGGAUAGUUUUGUAACAAUUUUAAAAACUGAUAUUUAUUAAUUAUAUUCAUGAAUCUUUUUGUUUAAAGAGAAUUCCAAUUUAUGAGAAAAUAACAUCAUUUAUUAUCCACUAAAAAUAUGCUGAAUGUCAUUUACAUGCCAUUUUAUGGAAGAAAAAAGAAUUUUCUACUAUGUGUGUGCAUGAGUUUAUACUUUCGUUAAAAUCUGAAUUACACUAGCUCUAAUUCCUUAUGAAUAAAUGUCUUUUCUAUCGUAUUCUUCACAAAAACUAGUACAUAGAAUAUGAAUGCAAUAUAUACUCAUUUGUCUUAGAUCUUUUCAACAAUAUGCAAAAGAAAAGGAUAAUUUUGAUUGUCGAAGAAUGUUCCAUAAUAUUUUUAUAUACAGCAAAAAUUAAUUACUAUUUUUGACUGACAAACAUAUACUUUUUUGAACUUGGUAUAUAAAUACAUUUGCAACAAACGACUAUUCAUUUUUCUAGGUAACGGGUUUGAUUCGAAAUUAUGCGGCAUGUACUUUUUGUUCUUGUAUUAUUUUGAUGAACAUUUCAAGAAUGUUAAAUGUGUCUACACAAAUUGUUGCAUCUGUGGCUUCCAUUACUGGUUGGACUUACAUGUUAACGUUUGUUUUUGGAUUUCAACUAACAGGUCCUUUCAUGGUGAUGAUGUAUAAAAUAUUAUCCAAUGAUGUUUUACGCUUUUCUAUCAUUUAUAUUGUAUUUUUAAUCGGAUUUUCACAAGCAUUUUUUAUUCUUUGCAAUAAUAAUGGUGAAUUUGAGUGCAUAAUCUUACUUUGUUUGUGUGACUUUUGUUUAUUAUUUUAGGUUAUAGUGGUUUCUUAAAAAGUGUGAAAUUGAGUUUUGUCGGUACAUUCGGCGAUUUUGAUAUUGAUUAUUUUUCUGAAACCACAUAUAAUUAUGUCAGUAUUCCAUUAUUGAUCAUUUACAUUGUUGUUGUUGCCGUUCUUUUAUUGAAUUUAUUAAUCGCAAUGAUGGGUGAUACUUUUAAAAAUGUGCUCGGAAAUGCGAAGCAAAUAUGGCAAUUAGAACGCGCUCGUAUCUCAUAUGCUAUUGAAAGUGAUAUGUCAAUAGAAGAGCGACAAAAGGCUAAAUAUUGGACGAUGAUUAAUGGUAGACGAUAUUUGGAAGUUGAAGAACUAAUCACCAAUUAUUGA
Messenger RNA from Didymodactylos carnosus, 5562 nucleotides. NCBI's taxonomy places the organism in Eukaryota, Metazoa, Rotifera, Eurotatoria, Philodinida, Philodinidae. The record is from the annotation of a GenBank genome assembly.